This is a messenger RNA of Lolium perenne, 1005 nucleotides long. Its product is annotated as protein ALP1-like. Lineage: Eukaryota; Viridiplantae; Streptophyta; Magnoliopsida; Poales; Poaceae. The record is from RefSeq and is a predicted model, not a curated record.
UUUAAACUGGACAUUCAGAUCAAUUGCUUUUGAGUUCAUGAGAUCAAGUGAGACUGUUAGUAGGUAUUUCCAUCUUGUUUUAGACGCUCUCUGUAUCCUUGCCGGUGACCUCAUAUGCAUCAAAUCAGUUGAGACACACUCGAAGAUCACAACUUCCCCUGGCAGAUUUCACCCGUAUUUUGAGGGAUGCAUAGGAGCCCUGGAUGGUACACAUAUACCAGCGUGUGUACCUAUCCACAUGCAAGAUCGGUUUAGGGGUAGAAAGUCCUUUACCAGCCAAAAUGUGCUAGCAGCGGUCGAUUUUGACCUAAGAUUCAUCUAUGUUCUUGCUGGAUGGGAGGGCUCUGCCCAUGAUUCUUAUGUGCUUCAAGAUGCUCUAUCACGUCCUAAUGGGCUAAAAAUACCUGAAGGUAAAUAUUUCCUAGCCGACGCUGGAUAUGCAGCAAGACCUGGUGUAUUACCCCCAUUCCGUUCUACUCGCUAUCACCUUAAAGAGUACAGGGGCACUAGGGAACCAGAGAACCCAAAGGAAUUAUUCAACCUUCGCCAUUCACAACUCAGAACAACUGUUGAACGUGCAUUUGGUACCCUGAAGAACCGUUUCAAAAUAUUUGCAAGCCAGCCAUUCUUCCCUUUGAAAACACAAGUGAAAAUUGUGAUGGCAUGUUGUGCGCUGCACAACUGGAUUUUAGAAGAUGGACCUGAUGAGUACGUGUAUGAUGACCUUGCGUGGUAUGCAGCCCUGCCAAGGAGUAUAAGAAACCGUAGUGACCAGUACCAGGAAAAUGUGGCAUGGGCAAACAAAAGAGAAGAGAUGGCAAGAACGAUGUGGGAAGAUAAAGUAGGACCACCUCUGUGAUGAUUUCUUGUUUGUAUGCAACACAUGCAUGUGAUGCUUUUAUAAUUUCUUUUGUAUGAAACACAUGAGUGUGAUGCUUUAAUUAUUAUGAUAAUGUACUUGAAGUUUAUAAUUUCUUUUUUUAUGAAAUAUAUGAGUUUUUAUCC